Molecule: messenger RNA, 1838 nt
Organism: Hippopotamus amphibius kiboko
Lineage: Eukaryota; Metazoa; Chordata; Mammalia; Artiodactyla; Hippopotamidae
Gene: EIPR1
Product: EARP complex and GARP complex interacting protein 1
Exons: 10
Coding region: 312-1523 (403 amino acids)
Biological process (GO): protein ubiquitination
Molecular function (GO): protein binding
Source: RefSeq, a predicted model, not a curated record
UGCUGAGUGGCUUCGGCCAGGGAAGGCCCCCCCACCCCCCGCCUCCCCCAGCAUGCACGCUGCCCGCCUCCGCUUGAAACGGACUUUGUGUUUUCGGUGCAGAUGUGGAAAGAGUGAACGCCUUCCUUUUUUCAGGGUGUAGGUGCUCAGCUGGGCAAGGGGAGAGGCAAGUGUUCUUAUGAUCCCGGUGCCCAGCAGGAGCACAUUGGAGAGAAAGAGGUACAGAUUUCGUGGGCUCUGGUGUUUCGUGGCCGACAGGGUAGAGCUGACGGGCCUCUUCGCUGGGACAGCUGCGCACCGACCAGUGUCCGAUGAAGAUGAUUUCCUGUGUGGCGUUUGUGAGGGCGGCUCUGCCAGGUGCUGGGCUGCUCUCGGCCAGAGCUUCGCCUGUGGCACCCGGCCUGCACUCGUCCCCGCAGCGGACGGGGACCUUCACACCACUGAUACCAUUUACUGCAGACAGCAGAGUCGUGACGUGCGCUGCGGUGUGGAGGAUGCCCGCGGAGCUGGAGCCGGGCGGCCACGAGUCCCCCGAGGACGCAGCGAGCCCCGCGCACGCCCUGGAGCUGCUCUGUCACCUGGACCCUGUGGCCCGCGGCAGCACUGCCUGCAGGGAGCCCGAUCCCGUGGCCGUGUUGACUGUCCCAGGUGGAUCCUGCCCGGAGAAGAACAUGCAGACUUGGUGUGUGGCAGCUUCCUGGGAGCCGAAGUCACAGGACGGCAGGCAGACGUGGGACAGCAACGUGGGGAGAGACGCCGCGAGCCAGGAGCGGGGCGUUGCGUGGGAGCCUGCGGGAGACGGGAAGAGUGUCAUCUCUCUGGCCGACAACCACAUCCUGCUGUGGGACUUGCAGGAAAGCUCCAGCCAGGCCGUGCUGGCCAGUUCGGCGUCCCUGGAGGGGAAGGGACAGCUGAAGUUCACGACGGGGCGAUGGAGCCCACAUCACAACUGCACCCAGGUGGCCACGGCGAACGACACGGCCGUCCGAGGGUGGGACACGCGGACCAUGAGCCAGAUCUACUGCAUCGAGAGCGCGCAUGGCCAGCUGGUGCGGGACCUGGACUUCAACCCCAACAAGCAGUACUACCUGGCCAGCUGCGGGGACGACUGCAGGGUGAAGUUCUGGGACACCCGCAACGUCACGGAGCCCGUCAAGACCCUGGAGGAGCACUCGCACUGGGUGUGGAACGUCCGCUACAACCACUCGCACGACCAGCUCGUCCUCACGGGCAGCAGCGACAGCAGGGUCAUCCUUUCCAACAUGGUGUCCAUCUCCUCCGAGCCCUUCGGCCACUUGGUGGACGAGGACGACCUGAGUGACCAGGAGGAGCGCCGUCCGGAGGAGAAGAGCCAGGAGCCCCCGCACGACAGCGUCGUCGCCACCUACGAGGAGCACGAGGACAGCGUGUACGCCGUGGACUGGUCCUCGGCCGACCCCUGGCUGUUCGCCUCUCUGAGCUACGACGGGAGGCUGGUCAUCAACAGGGUGCCGCGGGCGCUCAAGUACCACAUCCUGCUCUGACCCGCAGGCCGGCCCGGCGCCUCCCGGCUGGGCGGCCGGAGCCCCGGCGGGGAGCAGCUGCGCCACCCUCCUCCGUGCGCGCGCCUCUGGGCCCUGACGCGCGCCUGCCCGCCGCCCGCUGGCCCUGCCGUCCCCGCCCGGGGCAGUGGGGACCCCGUCCGCAGGCCGAGCCGCGCUCCGCGGGCGGGGGCUGCCUGGUCACUGCCCGCUCUCUCUUCUCCCUUUUCAGGGUGGGGGGAGUCUCCCUGCAGUUUGUUUCCAUAACGUUCACUUGUCUUUGUCUUGAGAUUGAAAAUGAAAUAAAAGGAGCAGGGC